This is a messenger RNA of Sitodiplosis mosellana (orange wheat blossom midge), 1752 nucleotides long. RefSeq names its product UDP-glycosyltransferase UGT5-like. Bases 126 to 1700 code for a protein of 524 amino acids. Gene Ontology annotation, molecular function: UDP-glycosyltransferase activity. Lineage: Eukaryota; Metazoa; Arthropoda; Insecta; Diptera; Cecidomyiidae. The record is from RefSeq and is a predicted model, not a curated record. The transcript is spliced from 4 exons.
GGUUUUAGGAUUUAUUUCAAUUUGCAUCGCAGUUAUUUUCAGUUUUGUCAAUUUGGCGGAAUUGAUUUCAUACCCUCUGAAACAUUUCAAAUAAGUUUUGGCAUAAAGAACAAAACAAAUUCAAUAUGAGCUCAAAAUUAACACUAACAAAAUGCUCAAUUUUAAUUGCAUUAUUUUCCGCUGCAACUGUCAUCAAAGAAGUGAAUAGUUAUAAAAUUUUGGGUAUAUCAAUUUUCCCGAAAAAAUCCCAUUUCAUCUUCUUCAACGCGUUGAUGAACGGUUUAGCAGAAGAUGGAAACGAAGUCACUUUCUUAACCCCAUUUCAAUCAUACGAUCCGGCGAAAAAUCUGCGGCACAUUCGCUUUAAAUUCCCCAGUUCCAGAGAUAGACCGAUUCACUCGACACUGGAUAUGAACGGGUUGAAUUGCUUUGCAUUCAAAAAUGCGGCGUAUAAACUGAGCAAUGCAUAUGCUGGUUGGGCCAUGCACAGCAAACAAUUCCAAGAAUUCCUACAACAGAAUGAACGCUUUGAUGUUGUGCUUGUGCAAGCGUUUGUAAAUGAAGCCGUUUUGAGCAUAGGGCAUUAUUUCGAUGCACCAAUCAUUGCAGUUUUUCCGUCCGCACCAAGUAAAUGGACUAGAGAUUUGGUCGGUGUGCCAAAUUUAGCAUCUUUUCCACACACAUUCACCGGACUCACCGACAAAAUGAACUUUUGGCAACGAACGUACAAUUCGUUGUGUUAUUUGUACGACGAUGUGAUGAAUCCAUUGCUUUAUGCACCUGUCCAACAGAGAAUUCUUGAUUCGAUGUAUCCAAAUGGUAAAACGAUGCCAUCACUCGAAGUGCUGAAACGGAAUGUUUCACUCGUUCUGUAUAAUUCUCAUCCCGUUUUGGAAACUCCGACGCCAGCCCAACCGAAUAUGAUUCCAGUAGCCGGAUUAUUUAUCAAAAAGGGAACACCCGUUCCACUUUCAAAAGAAAUGGAUACUUUUUUGAAUGAAUCGAAAGGUGCUGUUUAUGUAUCAUUUGGAUCUAACGUUGAUUUUUCGGAAUUUGUUCAAAGCAAAAAGGAUGCAAUUAUCAAUGCUCUUAAUGAGUUCCCAGAAUUUCGCAUCAUUUUUAAAUCGAGAGAAAAAAUAAUAAUUCCUUCGCAUAAUGCCGCAAACGUGAUGAUACGCCCAUGGCUUUCGCAACAAACCAUUUUGGCACAUGAAAAAGUUAAGCUGUUUAUCACACAAGGAGGAACAUUAAGCAUCACUGAAGCGAUUCAUUUCGCAAAACCCAUCAUCGGCAUUCCGAUUUAUUCUGAUCAAACACGGAACAUGAACAUGGCAGAGCGCAGAGGCUAUGGUAUAAGUGUGUCAUAUGAAGAAUUGACAACUGAAAAACUUCGACUGGCAAAAGUGCUUACUGAUCCGAGAUACGCUGAGAAUAUGCAGAUCACAUCGAAUCGCUUCCGAAAUCAAAUCAAAUCACCACUUGAUACAGCGAUUUAUUGGGUUAAAUAUGUCGCCAAACAUAAAGGUGCCCCACAUUUACGCAGCAUCGCCAUUGACAUGCCGUUUUAUGUGUUUUACAAUCUCGAUUGCUGGGCAUUUUUGAUUAUUUGCUGUGUUUUCACGAUUUUUGCGUUCACAAUGACUUGCCACAUACUUUGCUUACGUCUUUCGAAUAGAAUUUAUCUUUUCAUUAAAUCGUAAUUCUUGACACAGGCUGAUAACGAAAACAAUAAAGUCGGUCAUGUUGUGCAAA